GGAGGCGGGGGACGCGCAUGGGUGGGCGCCGCUGAUGCCGCCGCCGCCGCGCCGCCCUCCGAGGCUGCGUCCCGGGAAGCCCGGACCUCCGCCCUCCCCGUCCCGGCCCGGCGCCCCGGACUGGAGCGCGCCCCCAUGGAGGCGCCUGGGCUGGCCAAGGCGGCCGCGACGGACCCCGAUCCUCAGGAGAGCCGUGGGGAGACCCCCGACGGGGCGCCCGCGCUCUGCCCCAGCCCCGAGGCGCCCUCGCCGGAGCCUCCAGCCUACCGCCUGCAGGACUUCGACACGCUGGCCACCGUGGGCACCGGGACGUUCGGACGGGUGCAGCUGGUCAAGGACAAGACGGCCAAGCAUUUCUUCGCCCUGAAGGUAAUGAGCAUCCCUGACGUCAUCCGGCUGAAGCAGGAACAGCAUGUGCACAACGAGAAGUCAGUGCUGAAGGAAGUCAGCCACCCGUUCCUGGUCAAGCUGUUCUGGACGUGCCACGACGAGCGCUUCCUGUACAUGCUGAUGGAGUUCGUGCCGGGCGGCGAGCUCUUCAGCUACCUGCGCAACCGGGGCCGCUUCUCCAGCAGCACGGGGCUCUUCUAUUCCGCGGAGAUCGUCUGCGCCAUUGAGUACCUGCACUCCAAGGAGAUUGUCUACAGGGACCUGAAGCCGGAGAACAUACUGCUGGACAGGGAGGGUCACAUCAAGCUCACGGACUUUGGCUUCGCCAAGAAGCUGGUCGACAAGACGUGGACCCUUUGUGGAACACCCGAGUACCUGGCUCCCGAAGUCAUCCAGAGCAAAGGCCACGGGAGAGCCGUGGACUGGUGGGCACUCGGCAUCCUGAUAUUUGAAAUGCACUCGGGGUUUCCUCCGUUUUUUGAUGACAACCCAUUUGGCAUUUAUCAAAAAAUCCUUGCGGGCAAGAUAGAUUUCCCCAGACAUUUGGAUUUCAGUGUAAAAGACCUCAUUAGGAAAUUGCUUGUUGUUGACAGAACCAGACGCCUUGGAAACAUGAAGAACGGAGCAGAUGACGUAAAGCGGCACCGGUGGUUCCGAACUGUGGAUUGGGAGGCGGUCCCACAAAGGAAACUGAAGCCCCCCAUCGUGCCGAAGUUGUGCGGCGAGGGCGAUACGUCCAACUUCGAAGCCUACCCGGAGAAUGACUGGAACGCGGCCCCUCCAGUGUCGCCGAAGGAUUUGGAAGUCUUCAAGAAUUUCUGAGGACGGCAAUCUUCAUCUGGAAGGGUGAUUUGAACCUGUUGGGGACAAGGAGCUGCACGUCGUCCCUGAAGAAGGGUCGUGUCCGCAGGACAAGGACAUCUCCGUAUUCUAUAAGUCCGGAUGUAUAUAGAGAGACUGGAUAUCCGUACAAAGUCAUGGACCUGGCAUUAUUUAAGCAACUGGAAAUUAAGCAUCAUUAAGCAACUGGAAAUCUACUGCACAGUAGGACCUUUCGGAUCAUUGUUGGGUUGUAGAUUUUAUCUUACUCUUAGUGUGGUGAAGCUACUGUUGGCAUCUUGGUUUUCCUCAUAGACUUAUCUUCAUAAGUUUGAACUGAACGUGUUUGGUUAUAACCACAGAUGGCGUGUGUGUGAGUGUGCGUGUGCGCGCAUGUGUAAAAACACCAUAUGACUGGUGCACAGGAAUUGUGCCAUGUUGUAAAUCUUCACACUUGGCAGAGCCCAUGACUUUUAUUUUCCAAAUUGCUCUUUCAAGAAUCUGGUUUUCUUGGGGACAAAAGCUAAAACGGAUAAGAUGUGUGCAUUUUUUAUCGUCUUAUGUGCAUUUUGUAGCUUGUGAAGAAAACACCAUGUGGUGGUCCACAUCCCGUCUUCAGUGCUUCGUGUCUGGUGACUCUAGGUCUUGAAACCGGAAAGUAAGAGAAGGACAGUUGAAUUUGAGUCUGAGAAUACCAAUAACGUUGUUCAAGGAAUGCAAUGCAGUCCAGAAAUUUCCUGCGUCGCAUCCAGAAAUUUCAUACUCCGUUGGGGGGGGGUGGGGGCAGGUGGCUACCUAUUAAAAUUCCGGUUGAGCUCUGUCUCCAACAAAACGCGGAGCUAACAAAUGACUUUCCAUGUUGGCUCAGUUGCACGGAUGACCUUCAUCCAAACAUGGGUUUUUUUUUUUUUUUUUUUUUCAGCUUCCAUUGUGGGAAAAGUAAGAUGCAAAUAAGCCACAGGAUGUCAGUGUUCAGUGUAGUAAAAAUUAACCUCUCUUGUUUCUGUCUUCAUAAAUGUUCAGCUUGGUUGUGUCCAGCACACUCUUGUCUCCUAGGUAGGGCGGGCUUGUGCAGACUUCUCGGUGGCUGAGAUUUUGUCUUUUCCUCUCCGGACCUGAUCGUGAAGAUAUCACGAAGAGCGUCCUGCAGAUGCUUUACCGUUGGGAUUGACUUACUGCAAGGCAGAUGUGGAGUGGGUUCCAGUGCGCAUGUUGCUAGAUGUGGGUCUUCUCAAAAAACGGGGCAUGCAGAAGGUGCUAGGGGUCCUUGCUCUCCAUGAUCCAUUGCCUUGUCUUGUGGUUCUCUUCCUCAUUCUGAAGUUUGCUGCAUGAAUCUCAAGGGGUAGCCCAUUCUCUGCUGACCGUGACUCAGCUGGACAAACAGAGUUGCUCACGUCUGUGAUGUGUCUGGUUGUAGGGCUCAACUGUGACCUUCUGCAGGGAUGUCUGUGCACUUCACGAGUGGGUGCCAGAGCCUUUGGUGACUGCAGAGGGACAUACACACAGACCUCCAGGACUCCUUCUGUACCCUUCCUUUCUUCCCAUGUUUGGCCUGAAAAAGUCCAGCUCCUUGGGCAGCAGGGAUGGGAGCACUGCUUGCCCUGGGAGGUGUUUCAGUGAAAUGGGUGCAGGGAAGAGGGAAACCUGGACACCCUCUCAAGGCUUCUCCAGCUCAUGUGUUCUUGAGUCACCUUGUGGCUUCUUGGCCAUCGUAGACAUUGUUUUUCAGUGCCAUGCCUGGGAAGACCUUUUCUUUCCAUGUAACCCUUCAUACCUCUCUUCUGUAAGCACAUCUGUGAAUGUGGAGAGCCGCCGUGUGGGGAAGUCAUAUAUUUCUUUAAGCAGCAAAAUGUCAAAGACCAUGCAGUCGCAUACCAGACUUGGCCAGAUUCCACUCAGGAAUCCGAAGCCUGGGGCUCAGCAUUAUGGAAGGUGGAAUGGAGAACAUGUGUACCCACCCAGGCAUUAAAAGACCCUGAAAUCGAAUCCACUCCAGAUUUCCCUCUUUCUCAUGCAUGACCUGCUCUUCCAAUACAAAUUCAAUGAGUAAGGUUAGAGUUACUACAAGAUUUAGUAAAAUAAACUCUUUAUAAUGAGUAACUCAAAGAAAAGACAUUUUUAAACGACGUGCCCUACGGAUGUUCCAACAGAGCGGUGUUUUCAGUCUGUACCAAGCAGUCCCUGUGCUGUUGGCAUUAAGUAGGGGCCAGCACGGGCUACAUGUUCAGCAUGAAGUUCCUUAACUGUUUCAUCAUUGACUGUUACAAGGCUAAAUCGGCAGUGUCUGUGCUCUGAUAUAUAAACCCACGAGGGAAAGCAAAGAUCUCACAUCCUCUGACUUAUAAAAGUAAAUUAUUACUAUUUUGGAGCCUUGUGCUUAAAAAAAUAAAAAUAAAUGAAACACCUUUCUUGAGCACGUUAAAGCAUUGUGUGUAGACACACUGACCCAUAUGCCUAUCUUCGGGUUUAGUUUUCACCGUCCCGGAUUUCAUAUAGGAUAUGAAAAUAGCCUCAAGAAAACAUGAAAUGCAAUGCCUUAAUUUUGGACAGAUAUGCGCGCGCACACACGCACACGCCAACAUUGGAAUGCACUGAUCACAUGGUUCUUUAAAAACAUUGUCAUCGGCCAUCAGCCAUGCAAAACAAAUUAAAAACUAAAAGGAAUUCCAAGAAUACCAGAUGGUGUUAACCUCAGUCUUGCCAUUUCAAUAUUCGGGGUGGCACACGCCAUGUGCUAACGGCCCGUGGCUGGACUGUUAAAUUAAGCGGAGUGAUGUAAUGCAAAGACUGAUUUAAUCAAAACGAGUCCCAGACCCAUGGGGACACUCCCUAUAUAUAAUUGAAAAAUAGUUUAUUCGGUGGGGACACUCUGAAAUCUUCAGGUAUCUGAUUAGAUAUCUGUGUCCAAAAGUCGUAUGAGAAGAAACAUCGUGGAAAUGUUCGCAAAAUUUGCAUCAGGAAAAAAAAAGAUAGACUCCUUUUGUUCUAUGCAAUUUCAGGACUUGGCAAUAUUUUCUUAAAUACAGAUGCCAAUUAAAGAAAAUCCUCAGGAAACGCAUGUUUUGCAAAUUAAAUACGUUGGGGUGGGUGGUGGUUUUCUAAGGGGAUUGUCACCAACCCGCUCGAACACGCAUCUGCAAAGCUAAGAAGGAAAUUAAAUCACAGCUGGCCAUACAGCGUGUCCUCCAUUUGCGUUGGCCAGCUUCCAGUUCUUGCAGAACACACGUUAGAACCCUGCUUGGCGUAAAUGUAUCUGUUGUGGCAAUGGGGCACAUCGCGAUUUCUGCGGUUGAUGAGACGAUACGUCAGAGCCCGGCAGCAAGAUCCGCGCGCCCAGCUCGACGUCCUCGUGAUGCUUUCACACUUCUCUUCCCAUCCCUGCCCACCCACCUGUCCUUGAGCAUCUGGUACAGUGUUCUGUUUUAUUCUGUACUCUCUGCCUAAAGACUUCCUUGCUACCAACGACAGAAUCACCAGUACCGCUAGACAGUCACGGGAUGUGGGAUGCGUUUGCCAUUUCUGUGUAUGACCUAAGCUGCCUCUAGAUUUUGGACCACUUUAACUGUGAAAACAUGGCUCCGUGCCAUCCACUAAAGACCCCAGUUUGCCCCCACUCUCUGGGCACCGAGGGCUGCCCACCUCCUGGGGAGCGCUCCAGGCUGCGUCAAAUCUCAUGACCACGUCAAAAUUCUCAUUCUAGCUACUUGGUUAUUGUAGUGCAGGAAAAAUUCUUGGUUGGAUUUUUUCCCCCCAACCAAUUGAUCGUACAUCCCAAAAUGAAUAGACUCAGAGAAGGCCCUGACGGCUCCCAUGGUGGAUAUUGAGAAUGUGAUGCCCGAGUUCUUUUUCUGGUGGUGCAUCCACCACGUUGGGCAAGUCCUGUGUACUUGUACCGUGUGUCUGUGUUUCUUACGGAGGCGAGAAGGCCUUCGCUGUACUUUGCCUUCAGGGGACGAUGUCCACUUACCAAAAAACAAGAAGACAAGCACAUGAACUGUUGUGUUAAUAACGUAUUUGGGUAGUUUGGUGUGUGUGUUGGUGGCGGUGGAGUGCGGGAGUGGUGUUUUCACCAAGCGUCGCGUAUUCCUAUCAAGUUUGCUUUGCAGACCCCGUGGGCUUCACAGUCUUUCGUAGUAAAAGGGAAACGCUCUGUCGUGCUUUCCUAUAAGUUAUUGUGUUGUCAUGCAUUCUGUUGGGCUUCCCUCAGCUCUUCCCUGGUCGACGCCUCUGUUAAUUUAAAGUAAAAGUCAUUACGUGUGUGUGUUAGUAGAUGGGAUUUUAAGCCUUUUGACACUCAGGGCGUCUUGUCCUCUGAGAUGGUCCUUCAGCUCUGCAGAACGGUCGUAGCUUCCUUCUUCCUUGCGCUGUGCUACGGGCAGCCUGGCGGGGUGGCCCCGGGACGGCCGUGGGAUGCCGCAGACACGAGACGGAGUGCCUUUGCAGGUGCGGUGCGCCCCGGCGAGCCCGCACUGGGAUCCCUGUGGGAUUGUCCCAGCUUCUCAUGUGGAAAAAAAAAAUAGUCUGUUGCUAAUUCUUUCAAUUCUUGCACAAUGAAAAUCACUGUGAUUUGUAUAUAUACCCUAGGAAAAUUUUACUGCUGCCUAAUUUAUGUAAAAAUACUAUUCAUUCCAGGUUUGUUUAAUAAAACUUUGUCUCUUUUAAGA
Messenger RNA from Ailuropoda melanoleuca (giant panda), 5873 nucleotides. It is a transcript of the gene PRKX, whose product is annotated as protein kinase cAMP-dependent X-linked catalytic subunit. Lineage: Eukaryota; Metazoa; Chordata; Mammalia; Carnivora; Ursidae. The record is from RefSeq and is a predicted model, not a curated record. The transcript is spliced from 9 exons. Gene Ontology annotation, molecular function: ATP binding; cAMP-dependent protein kinase activity. Gene Ontology annotation, cellular component: cAMP-dependent protein kinase complex; cytosol. Gene Ontology annotation, biological process: protein phosphorylation. The coding region runs from base 136 to 1212 and encodes 358 amino acids.